Molecule: messenger RNA, 2337 nt
Organism: Striga asiatica
Lineage: Eukaryota; Viridiplantae; Streptophyta; Magnoliopsida; Lamiales; Orobanchaceae
Source: the annotation of a GenBank genome assembly
AUGGCGGGACAGCUGGCGGGUCUCUACACAGUCCACCAGAAAUACGGGAAGCUUCCGUGGGCAUCCAUCGUGAAGCCAUGCGAGGAUCUCGCGCGCAACAGUUUCAAAAUCUCCCGAGCCCUCUCUCGAAAAAUCGCCAGCGUGGGCCCACACAUUUUGUCCGACGAGAGUUUUGGGAGCGUAUUUGCUCCAAACGGGCAGAUACUCGUCGAGGGGCAGACUCUACGCCUCCGAAAACUGGCCGACACGCUGGCGGCAAUCGGCAAGCAUGGAAUGGGAAUCUUUUACAAUGUUAUUACGAGAGAACCUCUCAUUUCUUCGGUAUUGGGGUAUAACUUGCUGACUGUUCCUCCUCCUGCUUCGAGUGGUGCAGUCGUGAUACUCAUACUAAAGACUCUUUCGAAGUUUGAUAACAAUGUUACCACGUCGCUUUUUGUGCAUAGAACGAUCGAGGCACUAAAAUAUGCACUUGCUCUGAGGAUGAAUCUUGGAGAUCCCGGUUUUGUGAACAUUACAAAUAUCGUAAACUAUAUGACUGCGGAUAGCACCGCGCAGAAAAUUAAGAAUCUGAUAGAUAACAAGAAAACGUUCGAUCCCGUUCAUUAUGGGAGCAGGUGGACUCAAGUGCAUGAUCACAGGACAAAUCAUCUCUGUAUUGUAGAUCGUGAGCGUAAUGUUGUAACAAUGACGACUAGCAUAAAUACUCGGUUCAGAUCGAAAAUAAUGUCAGAAAGUACCGGGAUAUUCUUUAACAAUCAGAUGUACGAUUUUUCGAUUCCUACAUCGAAAGGUAAACCAGGUGCACCCGCAAACUAUAUUAGUCCAUAUAAAAGGCCUCUUUCUUCUAUGGCACCUAUCAUUCUUUUGAAGGUUGAAAAAGCCAUAUCAGACAAAAAGCAAAUAAUCUUCACAGGACACUCUUCAGGUGCAUCCACAGCCAUCCUUGCAUCCAUUUGGUUUUUCGAAAAGUACAUAAGAUUAAAUCGGUACAACAUAUCCCCUUUCUGCCUGACUUUCGGGUCCCCACUUGUCGCGAGCCACAUUUUCUCUCAUGCACUCAGGCGCGAAAACUGGGCUCGUUUUUUCAUCAAUUUCAUGACAAAGCACGACGUUAUACCUCGGAUAAUGCUAACUCCUCUCCCGCAAAUCGAGCACGGACUUACUCACGUAUUGGAAUUUCUCAACCCGAAAUCCCCUUACGAUUUUCUCGAUCCCAAUAUUGCUUCGAGUUUUAUGUUAGCCGUGAUGAGAAACUCUUUAUCUGUCGCGAGCCAUGCAGCGUGUUAUCUCAAGGGCUGCACGAAUUUGUUGCUCGAGACUGUGGCUAAUAUUGUCGAGCUCAGUCCUUAUCGGCCUUUUGGGUUUUUCGUUUUCUGCACCGGGAAUGGGAAAUUGGUCGUUCUUGAUAAUCCAGAUGCCGUUUUGCAGCUGAUGUUCUUCAGUCUUCAGUUGGGCCCGGAAGAGAAAAGUUGGGAUUUUAUUCGUGGGAUGUUUGGGAAGCAUUUAGUGUACGAAAACGAGUUGAACGAGAGCUUGAAUAUGCAAGACGUUACGUAUUUAGCGAAUCUGGUCGAUGUGCCCUUGUCUUCUUCUGCUUACGAUGCAAGUGCAGCUCUAAAUGAUCUCGGGUUGACAACAAGAGCAAGAUUAUGCCUCCGUGCAGCCGGCGAACUCGAGAAGCAAAAACGGGAAAACGAGAAAAAAAUCAAUUCAAACAAGGACACCAUCAAGGAAGCUUUAACAAGAAUUCAAGAAUACAAAACAAGCUGCGAAAUUCGCAAGAUCGGCUAUUACGAUGCCUUCAAGAUCCAAAAGGACACAGUCGAUUUCGACGCCAAUGUCAAGAGGCUUGAGCUCACCGGAAUAUGGGACGAGAUAAUGGAAAUGAUCAAGAGGUACGAGCUUCCAGAUGGAUUCGAGGCCCGGAAAGAGUGGAUCGAGCUAGGGACUUUGUUCCGGAGGCUUCUCGAGCCCUUGGACAUAGCAAAUUACUAUAGGCACUUGAAGAAUGAAGACACGGGCCCGUAUAUGGUGAAGGGUAGACCCAAACGGUAUAGGUUCACGCAAAGAUGGCGGGAGCAUGCAGAGAGGAUGGAGAUUGGGAUGGGCUCGGAGACAACGUUUUGGGCCGAGGUCGAGGAGUUGAGGGUUAAGCCAUAUGGGCUUGUGAAGGAUGAGAUUUUGAGGUUAGAGGAAAAAAUGGUGACUUGGGUUAACAAUGGAUGGCUUAAGAAAGAUGUUUUCUUAGAUGAGUCCACUUUUACCAAGUGGUGGAGGACUUUGCCUUUUGAGCAUAGGUUAGGGUCUUGUGUUUCAGGGUUUAUAAGCACAACCUAA